CUUAUAAUUUGUCAAAUUCCUAAACUUUGAUAUCUAAAACUUCAUUCACCAAAGCUCGGAUCAGAAACCCACCAUGCCUCCUCCUCCCCACCACCACCAUGAUCAGCCACCGCCCCCAAAACCCAAUCCAAAGGUCCUAUCUUCAAUCCUAAAAGCCCUCAUAAUGACCUUCAUAACCUCCAUCUUCUUCCUCAUUCUCGGCUUCGUUGCCUUCCUCCUCUUCCUCAUCCUCGCCGCCGGCGCUUUCCACCGUCGCCGCACCCAGUCCGACCUCCCCUCAUCUGGGUUCUCCCCCAGACACUUCAAGACCCUCCCCCAGUUCCGCUUCCGAACCCAGAACCAAACGGUGUCGUCCGACUGUGUGGUCUGCCUGGACGCCUUUCGGGAAGGCCAGUGGUGCCGGAAACUCCCUGCUUGCGGUCACCUGUUCCACAGGAGGUGUCUCGACACGUGGCUCGUUAAGGUCUCGGCUUGUCCCAUUUGCCGGACACCUGUUUUAGGUAACGCCUCCGCCGCCGGUUUAGAAGAAGAAGAGGCGAAGCGGUUGUGGAAUUUUAAUAGGAACACGAAUUCAAGGGUUUGGUAGGAAAUAGAUGGUGUUCAAUGCUUAAACCACGUCCUGCAAAGUGUGCAAGGGAGAUGCUGUGGAUGGCAUUAGGAAAUGGGAUCC
Fragaria vesca subsp. vesca is the source of this 670-nucleotide messenger RNA. RefSeq names its product RING-H2 finger protein ATL56-like. The transcript has 2 exons. The coding region runs from base 74 to 586 and encodes 170 amino acids. The record is from RefSeq and is a predicted model, not a curated record. Lineage: Eukaryota; Viridiplantae; Streptophyta; Magnoliopsida; Rosales; Rosaceae.